Molecule: messenger RNA, 2992 nt
Organism: Ahaetulla prasina
Lineage: Eukaryota; Metazoa; Chordata; Lepidosauria; Squamata; Colubridae
Product: C-type lectin domain family 2 member D-like
Exons: 8
Coding region: 781-1317 (178 amino acids)
Source: RefSeq, a predicted model, not a curated record
GAAGGGGAAGGGAGUAUGAUUUAGGACCAAAGCUGCAAAACCCGGGGAGAGGAAAGAAGCCCUCGGACGCCGCACGCUCAGAAAGGGAGGAGGAGGGGACCCCUUCUCAUGUCUUUUAGCCCUGCAGAUGACUCAAACCUGUGGAAGCCAAAUAGAUGGAUCAAGAUGCUUUCCCCAAAAGAGACAUUCCAUCCAUUUGAGCCAGUAAUUGGAUUUGGAUCAGCCUCCACUGAAAGUCACCAGAACACCAAAGUGGAGCAGAACUUCCCAAUGAAGAAAUGGACAUGUAAUGAUUGGACAUGUAAGGAUCAAAAGACUUUUUUCAAUCCCCAGAUGGGAGAAGGGUGGAAAUUCAUUGUAAGGUUUUCUUUCUUGUUUUAUGUAUUCAUGUAAGGAUUGUAUUUGAGUGACUAUCUGCAGCAAGUCCUGAACACCUUAGAUUUCUGUCAGAUGGAAGAGAAACUUGCCCCGUGAAAGAACUCUACAAGCGCCAAGUGAUUCCUGGAGACCAAUUGAGAAUGAACAUUUUCAAAAAUGUGCCAGUGGAUUCACAGCUCUUAUCAGCUUUCAGCUCUUUUUGAAACGGUUCAGCUAAAUUUUUGCUUCCCGUGGAGUGAGAACAGUCCCAAAGCUCCUUAUAUAUCCUGUGGGGUGUGGCUCCUGCCCCACCCUUCCCUUUGAUGACGCCGCCUCUCUAAUCUUCUGAAGCACGGGUCAAUCCAAGCUUAUUAUUAUCAGCUGGGUCUGAAGGCGUAGCCUGAGGAAGGGAGGAAUCAGGGGAUGACGGCCUCAUUACGUCCUCCGACUGGCCUGGUUCUGGCUCCUGGAGCCGGGCCAAAGGAAUCGGUGCUCCCAAGUCUGAACCCUGAUGUUUUGUUUGUAACACAGAAAAGUUGGAAGAUGUCAGGAACAAUUAAAGUUUCUGAUCGUUGUCGUAGCUUGACUCCUGAGAUGACAAGUACAUCUUCUCCUGGAAGCUCUGAUGCAGAGAGUGCGUGGAAUGCUGGUAAAAACAAAGCGGUCAUACACAAGGGCCAAAAAUUCACUGUAGCUGUAGCUGUAGCUGUAGCAAUUGUAACUUUUUUCGCUGUUAUACCAUUGGCUGUUUUAAAUGCAAAACCGUGUUUGCCAUGCCUUUCCAUUGUAAGUGCUGCCUGCCCUGAUUUCUGGAUUGGAUACAGAGGAAAAUGUUUCUAUGUAUCAAAAGAAGAAAGGAAUUGGGCUCUCGGUUUAAAGACCUGCUCUUCACUUAAUGCAUCCUUGGCUGUGAUUGAUACGCAGCAGGAAUUGAUGUUCCAGGCCUCCUUUGGUUUCUGAGAGGAGCGUUGUAUCUGUCGUGUCCCACUCCUCCGCUGACGGCCGGGUCAGGGAAAUCCAAAUCAGGCGUGCCUCUGCAGCUCUGCCAAAGUCCUAGCAAAGUCCUCAAGGCAGGCAGGAGACCAGAAAGUGACUUCAGCAAGAUAUGUUAGACUUUGCCUGACUCAGAGAAUGCCAGAAAGCAGAUCCUUUAUAUAGGCCAUGGGGUGUGGCUCCAUGACUCAGCACUUAUCCAGGCCUGCCCCUCCCUUCCUUCUGUCGCCGCCGCCUAUCAAGUCUUCUGAAGCGAGGGUCACUCCAGUCUGCAGCUGUUGGUAAUUGACCUUCCUCAGACUCACAUGCUGUGGAGGAGGGGGAGGGGUCUAGUUGCUCCAUUUGCCUGGGCGUGGAGCCAGAGCUGGGGGUUGAAGGUAUUUCCUCCUCUUCAGCCUGUCUGGGCAUGGAGCCAGAGCUGGGGCCGGGAGGCAUACUAGGACAUUCCUCAGCGUUCGGAAGCAGAUAAGAAGGCCCCGGCUGCGGUGAAAGCGGACGAGACACAACAGUAUCGUCAGCAUAUUGAAGAAAGUUGAUGUGUCUUCCACCAAUCUUUAUCCUGAUCUUUGAUCGUUCAAGAUCUAGCUUCUUCAUGAUCAUUUCGGGCAUAAGGGGUAAAUGAGAAAGGGAGACAUUACUCCUGUGGAAUUGAAAUUUCUACGAUGUUCAGACCAAUUUUAUUUGCAAAGCUGUGGCCUUUGCAACAUCUUCAUGGUCAUGGUGAUUUCCAACACUCCUUGCCAGAUUCCCAUAAGCAAAAUCAAUGGGGAAGCCAAAAGGAGUUGGAAAAAUCUACCACUGCCACUUCCUUUUUGCACAUCCAUGGUCAUUCUGAUUAAUCUGUUUAGCUAAAUAACUCUUGAUUUAUUGUUGAAGUUCAUUUGCCAUUUAUUUCAUUUCAUUUGCCAUUUAUUUGCCAUCAUCUCCUUGAUGAUGAUGAUGUGACCAUCCAGCAUUGGAGUAAAAAAACAAAACAAAAAACAGUCAACCUAAAAUUUGAUGUUUUUGUCCCAUCAGACUGCACUACCUUUCUGUAAAAGGAUGAUCCAAUGAGUCACAGGGUUCUUCUGUUGUUGUUGUUGUUGUUGUUGUUAUUUCACAGCAAUGUGAAGUCACGCCAGUUCUAUCAGUGUCAUAUAUAUGUGGAUCCAAGCAGUGUGGCCUUUUGUAAUUGACAGGUGGAUAUUUUUUCAGUGUGUGGAUUUUCUAAGUGCCCUCCAAGAUUUUUGGGUAAGAUACUCAGUGUUCCAAUAGCCAUGGAGGCCAUCAUGGCUGGUUUAUGCCAUAAACUUAUUUCAGUAUUCAAUCUUUAUGCUUUCUGAUCUCCAUUUUUUUCUUCUGUUCUGCUACCUCCUGGUAUUGCCACAUAAAUUAUCCACACUUACUUUUUUUAAACCACAGUUAAAUCUAGUAUGUUGUGAGCCAAGACUUUAUCAGUGUGUAUUUGGAGAUCCCACAAUAUUUUAAUCUGCUUGUUUUCAAGUACUUAUGUUCCUACCAAAUUUUCAUUAGUGUCACACGAUAAUGUUUACACAUGUUCUAGUGAGUCAUUUGGUGACUGUGUUAUAUCAUAGUUUAUAAUCUAUUUGUGCAAUCGUCUUGCACAAGUGAGUAUAUAUGAUCCACUGUUUCUUUUGCCUCU